Molecule: messenger RNA, 934 nt
Organism: Solenopsis invicta (red fire ant)
Lineage: Eukaryota; Metazoa; Arthropoda; Insecta; Hymenoptera; Formicidae
Exons: 3
Coding region: 31-864 (277 amino acids)
Source: RefSeq, a predicted model, not a curated record
GCCCACUUAGCUACUUCACUCAAAUGUCCUAUGGUGGAAUUUCAGAGAAGAGUCACGGCGCUAGCAGCUACAGAAAACAUUCCUAUAGUCGAAGCCCGGGACAAACUGAAGACCAACGCCUCUUUUUCAUCCUCCAAACUCUCCUCUCGUGAGGAUCUUAACUACAAAGAUUUUCCACUAUUGUCUCGCUCUGACUCUAGCUCCUCGCCUCACAACAUCUUAAAUAAUUUUCAUAGCCAUAACCUAUAUAACGUUUUAGGCAAUGAAGAUUCUGACUCCUCACUCAACAUGAGAUCCUACGCCCAGGCUCUAAACCAGGAAAGUGCUCUCGUGCGGAGCUCUCCACACACUCGCAGCAUGCGCUUGGUGGAUCGUUGCACGCAGGACUUGGAGAGCCCGCGCCAGAACCAAUACAAAGAAUACAAGGACGCCUCCGCUCUUAAGCCUGGACAUCAACUUCACCUUGCUCACGCUGAGGCCUUAACGUCCCCCAAUGGGCGCACACCCAACAUCUCUAAGAACAGCGCUUUACAUGCUUAUAAGGAUGUGCAGAGCAACGAGGAGGUCGACAACGUAGCCAAGCGCGUCGCGCGCUUAGGAAACCGAAUAUAUUUCAAGAUCCCGCACUCGGAUCUGCACGCGGAGGCAGCGAAAGCCUGCGACAUUGUGUCCCGGGCGUAUCUCGAGGACUCCUUCUGGGUCAAGGGCAUUAUACGAGGUGUGAUCAAAAAGCGUCUCAAGCGUGAGGAGAUAGUCACCAUUAACCGCAUCAGGUGCGAUCACUACAAUUUGGCCUACAGUCUGCACAGGAAAAAUCUAACCAAUCUCAGGAUUGUCACUGCGGUGAGGGCAGAGAAGACAUAAAUUAUGUUAUUUUUUAUUGUCCACUGUACAGAGUCAAAGCCAAAUAUUUAAUAAAAUAUUUAAAAGACAA